Molecule: messenger RNA, 1173 nt
Organism: Suillus subaureus
Lineage: Eukaryota; Fungi; Basidiomycota; Agaricomycetes; Boletales; Suillaceae
Exons: 2
Coding region: 1-1173 (390 amino acids)
Source: RefSeq, a predicted model, not a curated record
AUGGUCUUAAGCCAUCGCGCUCUCUACAUUUCCGAGAUUCUUUUAGAAAUCUCAUACCAGCUAGAGGAUGAUAGGAAGUCUCUUUCACGUCUUGCACGUUGUUGCAAGGCAUUCUCAGACCCAGCUCUGGAUGUUCUGUGGAGGCGGAUGAGCCUUUUCUCUCCCUUUAUUCCCCUUUUGCCCCCAGAGGUGUUGACACUUUGGGUGCGCAUUAUUCUUGGGCAGGUGGAAUACCAAUUCAGCGCAGAGUGUAUCAGGGGCUUUCAAUGUCCCCCUAUGCACGAGUGGAAAGCAUUUGACGCCUAUGCUAGGCGCGUGCGGAUUUUGUACAGUGGCGCCUCGCACUUCCUCGCAGGUGUGGCUACUAUCCGAGCAGACUUCAACGUCUUCCCCUUCCUUCGAUCCAUGUCGAUGCAGCUUCAGGAACCUAUACAGCCCGAGAUCCGGUUGUUUCCCGAAACGCUGCAAACAUUGGAAAUUUCGGGCCCCGCUUACAUCAACUGUAAGGAUUCCUGUAUUCAAACUGCUCUUGCACACGCUGCGCGCGAUGCACCCUCCCUGAAACAUUUACAUGUCGAGGACUACAGCUACAACAGUGACCGCUUGGACACACCACCCCUACAUUUCAAACACCUGCAAAGCGUCGAGAUAUCCGCAUUCAUCAGCUCUAACGUCCUUAGAUCAUUAUGCUGUGUACUUUCGCACUCACCCGUGAUCGAGCUCAAGAUAGAGCUUCCUCCUACUAGCUGUAUAUGGGAUACCCCACAAUCCCUCUUCCCAUAUCUGGAGAGGGUGGAGAUACACGGCACCCCUGCGCUCGCGGAGGCUUUCAUCACGAAUAUUUCUAGUUCGUGUGUUCGCUCGCUGACUGUUAGGCACAGUCGUGGGCCCGCACGAUUGGCAGACUGCAGUUUGUUAUUCUCUACCAUCGUGAACAAGUGCGGCUCAUCACUGCAGUCGCUAUCUCUCACAAUCAGUCGCUCGCCAGUUCUUCAUAACCAUGAUGGCAUGGCGCAUGAUAUUAUGGAUGCACUGUUCCCUUUGAUGCCGAAUUUCGAGCACUUGGAGGAACUUCAUUUGUCGUUGCCUAGUGCAACUCAGGUUGAUGACUAUCCUGCUGUUGAAGCGUCUGGUUGGCCAGCUCUGAGACGGGUUGAGUUUAUGGCCACAUGA